AGGGAGGGAGGGAGAAUGGCGGCAGCAACUUCGAGCUUGGUGUCGCCAUGGCAGGCGGCGACCUUUUUUCGGCAUUAUAAUAAUAGCUUUUGUCAAAAGGGUCAUCCUGUUCCUUGUUAUUAUAAUCUUCAUUUUAAUAAUAACAACAACAAUUCCAAACGUCGUUUCCUUUCUUCAAACGCCUACAACCAUGUUGAUUGUUCUUCGUCCUCGAAGCUCUCGCCCAUUCAUGCCCAUUUCUCGUAUCCCGGUUGUGGAUGCUCCUGGAUUCAAGACAAUUCGAUGGUUCAUGUUUCAGGGACGAGUAGCGACAGAUUGUUCCGAUGCUCGGCCCUACCGACCAAAACGGUGGACAUUGCUUCAGUGCAGGAUCUUUUUCAGUUCAUAUGCUCGGGUCCUCUCAUUGAAAAGUUGGGUCUUACUCCCGAAAAAGUCGGAGACUCCAUUGACAAAUGGCUAAUGUAUGGAUCACAGCUCUGCAGACUGUUUCAGCUCAACGAGCUCCGUCUCACGGUUCCUCAGAAAGCUAGGAUAUACCACUACUAUAUACCUGUCUUUGUCUGGUGUGAAAACCAGAUUGCCCUGCAUAAUUCCGAGUUCGAAGAUGGAGAUGAUGUGCCUCCAUUAGUGAUUGGUUUUAGCGCCCCACAAGGGUGUGGUAAGACGACGCUCGUGUUUGCACUCGAUUAUCUUUUCAAAACUACCGGAAGGAAAUCGGCAACCAUAUCCAUAGAUGAUUUCUACCUGACUGCAGAAGGCCAGGCUAAACUUCGAGAAGCAAAUCCGGGAAAUGCUCUUCUAGAGUUGCGGGGAAAUGCAGGAAGCCAUGAUCUUCAAUUUUCCAUCGAGACACUUGAAUCUCUUACCAAAAUGACCAAAGAAGGUAUGAAGAUGAAAGUACCUCGGUAUGAUAAGUCUGCUUAUAACGGGAGAGGUGACCGAGCUGAUGCUUCAACAUGGCCUGAAGUUGAAGGACCUUUAACGGUUAUUCUCUUCGAGGGGUGGAUGCUCGGUUUCAAACCGCUUCCAUCCCAAGUCGUUAAAGCAGUUGAUCCGCAGUUGGAGACGGUGAAUAAGAAUCUCGGAGCUUAUUACGACGCGUGGGACAAGUACAUCGGCGCUUGGGUCGUGAUCAAGAUUAAGGACCCGAGUUAUGUCUACCAAUGGCGACUGCAGGCUGAGAUCGCAAUGAGGCUGGCGGGAAAUCCCGGGAUGUCGGAUGAAGAGGUAAGGGACUUUGUUUCGAGGUACCUACCUGCGUACAAAGCGUAUCUUCCGACGCUCUAUUCGGAAGGGCCAAACGGGUCGGACUCGGGACGGGUUCUCGUAGUUGAUAUCGAUGAAGAGAGGAACCCUAUUCUUGCGGCUUGAAACUGCGAAAAAAUGGGAGAUCGGAAAUCGGAAUUUCUUUCUCAUCUGAAUUCGAAGCGGAAAUGGUUAUGGAUAGUCUCUCCAUGUCUGAGCAGUUGUGUUCAUUGUCGUGUAAUGUCAUCGAUGGCGUUUUUAUUGUCUUGGUUUCGUCGUGUCACUGCUAUUACAAUCAGAAAUCACAAAAAUUCUUCUGUCAUGUCACUA
Molecule: messenger RNA, 1575 nt
Organism: Tarenaya hassleriana
Lineage: Eukaryota; Viridiplantae; Streptophyta; Magnoliopsida; Brassicales; Cleomaceae
Product: D-glycerate 3-kinase, chloroplastic-like
Exons: 11
Coding region: 16-1371 (451 amino acids)
Biological process (GO): photorespiration
Cellular component (GO): cytoplasm
Molecular function (GO): kinase activity; ATP binding
Source: RefSeq, a predicted model, not a curated record